This is a messenger RNA of Aspergillus pseudoviridinutans, 1071 nucleotides long. RefSeq lists its product as uncharacterized. The transcript is spliced from 2 exons. The coding region runs from base 1 to 1071 and encodes 356 amino acids. NCBI's taxonomy places the organism in Eukaryota, Fungi, Ascomycota, Eurotiomycetes, Eurotiales, Aspergillaceae. The record is from RefSeq and is a predicted model, not a curated record.
AUGGAGUAUGCCGGGACUCAGCUCUCCUGGCCCCAGAGUCAAGCGAGACAGGCCGCUGACGAUCGUGACGCGGAAGCCGAGGCUAGGGCCAAGCAGCAGCGCAGGAAGGUCCAGAACCGGAAGAACCAAAGAGCACACCGACUACGGCUCAAGGGCAGAGACCCGGAGAAUGUUCAGGAGUCGCGCCCAUUCCAGGUCAGGCGCUGGCGCCUCGACGAGCCCGACCAUUUUCCCUCCCAAGAAAUUUCGCUAGCAUCAGAGCGCGCAACAACUACGUCCUUCUCCCUUCGACCGCCUCACACGUACACAGGCACAUCACCCUCCACAGCCAAGCGUACAGUCGUCCUCCGAGGAUCGCCAUCCACUGCCCACACCCCGGCCCUGCAUCUGGACCCCCAGCCCUUUACUUUUCCCCUCUCCUCGGACCACCUCCUCCAUCUCAUUCAGUAUAAUGUCUGCCGCGCCUUAAUCUCUAAUAUGCGUACCCUCAACACCCAACCCGCCCACUCGACCAUCUGCACCAUUUCCUCACCCUGCCGUGACGACACGGCCCUCUACCCCCUCAAGCCCGACAUCCCUCCCUCCCUCGUCCCGACCGCCCUCCAGCAAACUCGCUAUCACUCUACCUGGAUUAACGUCAUUCCCUUUCCCCGCGCCCGCGACAACCUUAUCAGAUAUGAAGGCCGCUUCGACCCCUGGGAGCUGAUGCAGGACCUCGUCGGUGAUCUAAUCAACUCGACACCAGCCCCGCGACGACGAGAUGCGCCUGUUUCCACCAACGUCCCCGAGACUCAACAGCCCCUGACCCUUUCAUCUCGAAGUGAUCCGGAUGAAGUGACCGCCGGGCGUAAGGGGCUCAUUGUCUGGGGCGAGCCGCACGAAAUGAAGAGCUGGGAGGCCACGCCCGGUUUUCUUGCGAAAUGGGGAUGGAUUGUGGAUGGCUGCGACGAGUUGGUGGAAAUAAGCAACCACUGGAGGAUGAAAAGGGGGGAGGAACCUAUGCGACUCGCGAUGUCGAGGAGUAGUUAUCCGCCACCACCGCUCUCACACGCAGCACCAAGUGGAGGAUAG